Molecule: messenger RNA, 6477 nt
Organism: Manis javanica (Malayan pangolin)
Lineage: Eukaryota; Metazoa; Chordata; Mammalia; Pholidota; Manidae
Source: RefSeq, a predicted model, not a curated record
GCCUGGGAAUGCAGCUGGGCAGUCUCUGCACGUGGAAUCCAUGAGCAGUAACCACCCACCCGGGCUGGGGUGGCUUUCUGCAGACUGUGCUCCACGUUAGUUAUUACCAGGCCACCCUUCAGAGAGCACCGCGCGGCGGGAGGUGGUGAGAUGGCAAUAAAGAAGUUGAAAAAGUUCACCAACUUGGAGCUAAUGCUCAGUGUACUUCUGCUUCUGGUAUUCCUCAUCACCAUUCCUCUAUUUGUAUUAUCAGCUAGAGAUUCUUUGGAAUCAAAAGAUUCUGGGACAGGUGACACCACUGAUUCUGCUAACUGCCCAGUGGUAAAUGAACUGGAACGGAUAAAUUGCAUCCCUGACCAGCCACCAACAAAGGCCACAUGUGACCAGCGCGGCUGCUGCUGGAAUCCUCAGGGAACCAUCAGUGUGCCCUGGUGCUUCUAUUCUGAGAGUCAUGGUUAUCAAAUGGAGAGUGACCUUGUAAACACAAAUACAGGAUUCACAGCCCAGUUGAAAAGGUCGCCUUCUCCAUCCCGGUUUGGAAAUGAUAUCAACAAUGUCGUCCUCACAGCAGAGUACCAGACGGCUAAUCGUUUCCACUUCAAGUUAACUGACCGGAACAAGGACAGGUAUGAAGUGCCUCAUGAACACGUGCAACCCUUCAAAGGAAAUGCUGCUUCUCCCCUGACCUAUGUGGCUGAGGUUUCUAAGCAGCCAUUUGGCAUCAAAGUGAUCAGAAGAAGCAACGGUCAUGUGCUGUUUGACUCAAGCAUUGGGCCCCUCAUCUUGGCUGAGCAGUUCUUGCAGCUCUCCAUCCGACUGCCUAGUGCGAACGUGUACGGUCUGGGAGAACAUGUGCACCAGCAGUACCGGCAUGAUAUGAACUGGAAGACUUGGCCCAUAUUUACCAGGGACACAACCCCCAACGGGGAUGGAACGAACUUGUAUGGCGCUCAGACAUUCUUCCUGUGUCUUGAAGAUACAAGUGGAUUGUCCUUUGGGGUGUUUCUGAUGAACAGCAAUGCCAUGGAGGUUGCCCUCCAGCCCACCCCAGCUGUCACCUACCGCACCACUGGGGGUGUUCUCGACUUCUAUGUGUUCUUAGGAAACACUCCAGAGCAAGUUGUUCAAGAAUAUCUAGAGCUCAUUGGACGGCCAGCCCUGCCCUCGUACUGGGCGCUCGGCUUUCAUCUCAGUCGUUAUGAUUAUGGAUCCCUGGAGAACAUGAGAGGAGUCGUGGAGAGAAAUCGUGCAGCCCAGCUCCCUUACGACGUGCAGCAUGCUGAUAUUGAUUAUAUGGAUGAGAGGAAGGACUUCACUUAUGACCCAGUGCAUUUUAAAGGCUUCCCUGAGUUCGCCAGGGAGCUGCACAAUAACGGACAGAGACUGGUCCUCAUUGUGGAUCCAGCUAUCUCCAAUAACUCUUCCUCAAGUAAGCCCUACGGCCCAUAUGACCGGGGUUCCACUAUGAAGAUAUGGGUGAAUGCUGCAGAUGGAGUGACCCCAGUCACUGGGGAGGUCUGGCCUGGAAGAACUGUGUUUCCUGAUUACACCAACCCCCAGUGUGCUGACUGGUGGGCAAUGGAAUUUGAACUUUUCCAUAAUCAAGUGGACUUUGAUGGAAUCUGGAUUGACAUGAAUGAGGUUGCCAACUUCGUUGAUGGUUCAGUUUCAGGAUGUUCCACAAGCAAUCUAAAUUUUCCCCCGUUCACUCCCAGAGUCUUGGAUGGGUACUUGUUCCGCAAGAGUCUCUGCAUGGAUGCAGUGCAGCACUGGGGAAAGCACUAUGACGUGCACAAUCUGUAUGGCUACUCCAUGGCGAUUGCCACAGCCCAAGCUGUCAAGACUGUGUUCCCUAACAAGAGAAGCUUCAUUGUAACCCGUUCUACCUUUGCGGGAUCUGGCAAGUUUGCAGCCCAUUGGUUAGGAGACAAUGCAGCCACCUGGGACGACCUCCGAUGGUCCAUUCCUGGCAUGCUGGAGUUCAACCUUUUUGGUAUCCCAAUGGUGGGUGCUGACAUAUGUGGCUUUGCACUGGACUCCCCUGAGGAGCUCUGCAGGCGGUGGAUGCAGCUGGGAGCAUUUUAUCCAUAUUCCAGGAAUCACAAUAGCCAAGGCUACAAGGCCCAGGACCCUGCGUCCUUCGGAGCUGACUCUCUGCUGUUGAAUUCCUCCAGGCACUACCUCACCAUCCGCUAUACUCUGUUACCUUACCUCUACACCCUCUUCUACCGUGCUCACAGCCGGGGGGACACGGUGGCCAGGCCCCUUCUGCAUGAGUUCUAUAAUGACAACAGCACAUGGGAUGUGUACCGGCAGUUUUUAUGGGGGCCCGGCCUUCUCAUCACUCCAGUUUUAAAUGAGGGUGCCGAGAGGGUGACGGCUUAUAUACCUGACGCGGUCUGGUAUGAUUAUGAGACGGGCGGCCAAGUGAGAUGGAGGAAGCAGGAAGUGGAGAUGGAACUUCCUGGAGACAAAAUUGGACUUCACCUUCGAGGAGGCUACAUCUUCCCUACCCAACAGCCGGCCACGACCACCGCGGCUAGUCGACAGAACCCUCUCGGUCUUAUCAUUGCCCUGGAUGAUAACAAAGAAGCAAAAGGCGAACUUUUCUGGGAUGACGGGGAAACACAAGAUACUGUGGCCAAUAAAGUUUAUCUCUUAUGUGAGUUUUCUGUCUCCCAAAACCGCUUGGAUGUGAAGAUUUUGCAAUCAACCUACAAAGAUCCCAAUAAUUUAGUAUUUAAAGAGAUUAAAAUCCUUGGUACACAGGAACCCCACAGCAUUACAGUGAAACACAAUGGCGUCCCGAGUCAGAUCUCUCCUAAUGUCAUUUAUGAUCCUAACCUACAGGUUGCCCUUAUCACAGAUAUUAAUCUUGUCCUGGGAGAAGCCUACACGGUGGAGUGGGGUCUGAAGAUAAGGGAUGCAGAAAAAAUAGACUGCUAUCCUGAUGAGGAUGGUGCUUCUGAACAAAACUGCAGAGCCCGUGGCUGUGCCUGGGAGGCGUCCAGUGUUCCUGGAGUCCCUUUUUGUUAUUUCGUCAACGAUCUGUACUCUGUCAGUGAUGUUCAGUAUGACUCGCAUGGGGCCACAGCUGUCAUCACCUCAAAGUCUUCCCUUUAUGCUUUUCCCUCAACACCCGUGAACUCCCUGCAGCUGAAGGUGACCUACCAUAAGAACACCAUGCUGCAGUUUAAGAUUUAUGAUCCAAAUAGCAAUCGGUAUGAAGUCCCAGUCCCUCUCAACACACCCGUGGUUCCAUCCAGCACCUCUGAGAGUCAACUUUAUGAUGUCCUCAUUAAGAGUAAUCCAUUUGGGAUUGAAAUUCGUCGUAAGAGUACAAACACUGUAAUCUGGGACUCUCAGCUCCUUGGCUUCACCUUCAAUGACAUGUUCAUCCGCAUCUCCACUCGCCUUCCCUCCCAGUACAUCUAUGGCUUUGGGGAGACUGAGCACACAGCGUUUCGGAGAGACUUGAACUGGCACACGUGGGGCAUGUUUUCCCGAGACCAGCCACCAGGGUACAAGAAGAACUCCUAUGGCGUCCACCCCUACUACAUGGGCCUGGAGGAGGACGGCAGUGCCCACGGAGUGCUCCUGCUGAACAGCAAUGCCAUGGAUGUGACGUUCCAGCCCCUGCCUGCAUUGACAUACCGUACCAUAGGAGGAAUUCUGGACUUUUAUGUGUUCUUGGGGCCAACUCCAGAGCUUGUCACUCAGCAGUACACAGAGUUGAUUGGUCGGCCAGUGAUGGUUCCUUACUGGGCCUUGGGGUUUCAUCUGUGUCGCUAUGGAUACCAGAACGACUCUGAGAUUGCCAGCUUGUACGAGGAGAUGGUGGCUGCCCAGGUUCCCUAUGAUGUGCAGUACUCAGACAUCGACUACAUGGAGCGGCAGCUGGACUUCACACUCAACCCCAGGUUUGCUGGAUUUCCAGCUCUGAUCACUCGCAUGAAGGCAGACGGGCUGCGGGUCGUCCUCAUUCUGGACCCAGCCAUUUCUGGCAAUGAAACAAAGCCCUAUCCUGCAUUCACUCGGGGUGUGGAGGAUGACGUCUUCAUCAAAGACCCAAAUGGGGGAGGCAUUGUCUGGGGAAAGGUCUGGCCUGAUUUUCCUAAUGUCAUUAUAAAUGCAUCUCUAGACUGGGAAAGUCAAGUGGAGCAAUACCGAGCUUAUGUGGCCUUCCCAGACUUUUUCCGUAAUUCAACUGCCACAUGGUGGAAGAGGGAGUUGAAGGAACUAUACACCAAUCCACGAAAUCCAGAGAAGAGCUUGAAGUUCGAUGGCAUAUGGAUUGAUAUGAAUGAACCAGCGAGCUUUGUGAAUGGGGCAGUUCCUCCAGGCUGCAGGAGUUCCUUUCUGAAUCACCCUCCCUAUAUGCCGCAUUUGGAGUCCAGGGACAGGGGCCUGAGCAGCAAGACCCUGUGCAUGGAGAGUCAGCAGGUCCUGCCAGACGGCUCCCUGGUGCGGCACUACGACGUGCACAACCUGUACGGCUGGUCCCAGACCAGACCCACAUACGAAGCUGUGCAGGAGGUGACAGGCCAGCGAGGGAUCGUCAUCACGCGCUCCACGUUCCCCUCUUCUGGCCGCUGGGCUGGACACUGGCUGGGAGACAAUACGGCCGCCUGGGACCAGCUUAAGAAAUCCGUCAUCGGCAUGAUGGAGUUCAGCCUCUUUGGCAUAUCCUAUACGGGAGCAGAUAUUUGUGGGUUCUUUCAAGAUGCUGAAUAUGAGAUGUGUGCUCGCUGGAUGCAACUGGGGGCCUUUUAUCCCUUCUCAAGGAACCACAACACCAUCGGGACUAGGAGGCAAGACCCCGUGUCCUGGGAUGCUGCCUUUGUGAAUAUCUCCAGGCAUGUCCUGCAGACCAGAUACACCCUGUUGCCGUAUCUCUACACCCUGAUGCACGUGGCCCACACGGAGGGCAGCACUGUCGUGAGGCCUCUUCUCCAUGAGUUUGUGUCGGACCGGGUGACCUGGGAUGUAGACAGUCAGUUCCUGCUGGGCCCAGCCUUCCUGGUCAGCCCUGUCCUGGUGCCUAAUGCCAGAAAUGUCACCGCAUAUUUCCCUAGAGCCCGCUGGUAUGAUUACUACACGGGUGUGGACAUUAAAGCGAGAGGAGAGUGGAAAGCCUUGGCAGCCCCUCUUGACUACAUUAAUCUUCAUGUCCGAGGGGGUUACAUCCUGCCCUGGCAGGAGCCUGCACAGAACACCCACUUAAGCCGUCAGAAAUUCAUAGGCUUCAAGGUGGCCUUGGAUGAUGAGGGGACUGCUGAAGGCUGGCUUUUCUGGGAUGAUGGGCAAAGUAUUGAUACCUACGAAAAAGGAGCCUAUUACCUGGCCAACUUUUCUGCCAGCCAGAAUACAAUGAAGAGUCAUAUAAUUUCCAACAAAUAUAUCACUGAUGAAAACCCUUUGAAACUGGGCUACCUGGAGAUCUGGGGAGUGGGCAGUGUCCCUAUUUCCAGUGUCAGCGUCUCUGCAAACGGCAUGGUUAUAACACCACCCUUCACCUACAGCUCUGCAACACAGGUGUUAAACAUCGAUGUGACCAGUAGAAACAUCAGCCUGCAUAAUUUCAUUUCUUUGACAUGGCGAAGCACUCUGUGAAUGUUUAGAGCAAGAUUCUAACUAAGAACAGCUUUUUAAACUACUUAUACUUCAUGCUCAUAAAAUUGUUGUGUGUUGCUAAUGAGUUCAUGCCCAGGAUGGGUAAAUAUCUUAUUAAUUUUGUCACAUUCUGUCUGUGCCUUAGCACUGUGGUAUGGGCACCAGGGAGGUGUGGAAAAUCUGGGGGUUACCUUAAUGUCUGUAUGUGAUUAGUAUGGUACUGAUGGCUCACCUUAAGACACUUACUGAGGAUGAACUGGGUCCAUGAUGAAGUGCACGUGCGUGUAUAAGGUGCAUAAUCAGGGAAUGGGCCCCACUCUUCCUAGACACAAGAAAACACUUGCAGGGCAGUUCCAGGUCCUGGAUUUAACUAACACCUCAAGAAAGUGACCAGAAAGGACACUUGAUAGUUGGUUUUAGGAGGAGGGGAACAAUGUGCUGAGAGUCUGAUGUAAGAAGGAAAGACAAACACAGAAGACAUAAGUGGGAAAGAUGAGAAGAAACAGAGAAAGGUGAGAAAAGUGAACAUGGCAAGAAGUGAUGUGAGAAUAUCCAGAACAGUGGCCUCACUGGGAGGGGGAAAGAAGGGCCAACUCGCCUGAAAGCAGGAGGAAAGGUCAGGAGCUCCUUAGCAGAUGGGAACCGGGUGACGAUAAAAUUGAAGCAGGCAAAGCUGAAGGGUACUUCAUGCUUUUGAGUGUAAAAGAAGGAGUUUGAAUGUAAAAAAUAUAACUUAUUUUUGCAGUGGUGUGCUUGAAAAUGUGCAAAUCUUAUUUCUCUACUCUGUGCCUACCAUUUAUAACCACAGUUCACACAAAUGCCUGCAACUUAUAUGCCAGAGAAAAAUAAACAAAUUCAUAAGAG